GCUUUUUAUUUUCAAAGUAUUUUUCCAGCUCUGUAUCAGGAAAGCUGAGGAAGUUCUAGCUUGGCAUACAGAGCGCAGUGGCACAGUGAGUUCACGUGCCUCAUCUGUUGUUCAACCCCAAUUCCUUCCUGCUGUGUGGGGAACAGCAUGCUUUGCCAACAUUUCUGAAGCUGGCAGAUUAAGGUGGUAUCUUGUCUUUGAGAAGCUGCAGUUUGAAGGAACACAGCAGUGCCAGGGCUGGGUUUAAGGGGAAUGCUCUUUAUUGACAUCCCUCAUCCCUCAUGCUGCUUGCCUUCCUUGCUUCACCUCCCUUUUCUCCCCUUGUCUCCAAAAGCUCCAGGAUAAAACCCGUAAGUAAUGAUUGUGCAGAGCAGGGAGGUUGUACAGCACCUGAAGAUUGUGAUCAUAGAACAGGGCAUCUGCUUUAGUAAAACAGGAUCUUCCCAAGCCUUGGUAAGGCUGAGAGGUGGUGGAAAAGCUUCAUUCACUGGGAGGUGAAAAGAAAUCUCAACCUAUAAGCAGCAGGAUGAGGUGUACACGCUCCACCCAGAUACAGAAUGGUGUGGAAGUGAGAAAGGUUGUGUGGGUGAGUUCUGUGUGCAGGGAGCAUCUUCUGGGCUUACUGCUUUGAGUACAGGUAGUGGAGUGUGUGAGAGUCAGUUCAGCAGUGCUCAGAUGUGUGCCCAUGUUUGUGUCCCGAAGCACUAGAAGCUCACGGGGGUGCAGUUUGUGCAGACGUGGGCCUGUUCAGUGAGCCACAGUUGGCACCUUUUGAACUCUGGCCCUGAGCCAGAGCUGUGAGCAGAGAGCAGUGAGCUCAGCCCUUCAGGGACAGUAGGGCUGGGUCAUCCAGCAGCUAGCUGCCUGCUGAGCAGGGCACAGCCCCUGCCGUUGUGAUGAUGUUUCUCAGAGCGUUUCUGUGCAGUGAUUUCUGUUCUCCGCUUGCUUUAGGUCCUUUCUGAGCUGCUUGGCUCCCAUGUGUUUUAAUCUGGCCAUGGUUUGGAGAAAAGAGAACUGCUUAUCUGUAAUUUUUGUUCUCUAAGGAUGGCUUCCUGGUUAUUUCUGCCCCCACACAAACAUUGCCUUCAAAUAAUCGGUUGUUUUUUCAGAUAAAGCUUAAUAGGGACUCCUUAGUAUCUUUCUGCUUUGCUGUUAAACUGACUUUCUCCAGUGUUCAGCUAGGAAUCAAGUGAGCCUAAGUGCAGCUUCAGGCCCUGCUCUAAGGCUCUGUAGCUCUGAUACUAAACUUGUGGGACUUCCAUUCCAGCUCUGGUCAGAAGCUCGUGGCUCAGAAACGGCAUCCUUAAGUUCGGGUGUAUUUGAGAGAACAAGAAUUACAGAUAGACUCCAAGAAAGCGCCGAGGAGGAUCAGCUAACUCUAGGCAAGCUCAGAAACGAAGCAGGCUGAUAGCUUCUACCACAGAGAUGGCUUCAGAAGGAGAGCCAAUAGAACUGGAAGAAAGUGCUGGUGAAGAAGUCGUAGAUCUCACGUGCGAAUCUUCUGAUCCUGUAGUAGUUGAUCUAACUCACAAUGAUUCUGUUGUGAUUGUUGAAGAGAAUCAGCAACGGAGGAGAAAUCUCAGACUCAGAGGCCAGCGGCAGUCAGACAGCUGUGUGCUAAGCAGUGAUGAUGAAGAUGAAGCAAGAGAUAAUGAUGUGUAUGUGACAGAUAAAGUGUCUCGAGAGCUGGGACCACUGGAGGAUGAAACUGCAAGCUCCAAGUAUGUAUGCCUUAUGACCUAACAAACAUUGAGUUUUGCUGUUCUGUACAUGCAGGACUAAUUCAGAUGGUUAUGGUCUGGCUUAUCUUUGAAAUCAUAACUUAGUUUCCACUUCAGAUUAGUACAAAAUAACAUUUCACACAGUGACAAAAUGAUACUGUUUGCACUUCUUGACUGAAAAGCCAACACAGGAAGGAUGUACAGCUUUGCAAACAACUUAUAAGUUAAAGAGAUGUGGCAAGGAAGGAGGAUUAGUGACAAUCUGUGGCUCAUGAUGUAUUGCAUUUACUUCUUGUGCCAAGCUCUUGUAGUGCUGUUAAGGUGUGGAAAUCUUUUUCACUGGUGUAGAUGAUUUGGUAUCACAAGUUCCUAGACCGAAUGAAAUCAACUUCCUUGUCUGCCCUUGUCACAUGGUCACAAGAGAAAUGUGGUCUAAAUAUCUUUGAAAAUAUGUUUUUGGGAGGAAAAAAAAAGCAGAUUCUAAUAAGGGCUGUAAUAUAGGCUUUUGUUGACAGUAGUGCUGUGUGCUUUGGCCAUGCUGUCCAGGCUGUAUUACCAUUAAGUGAUUGUCUCUGACAAGGAAAUAGAUUAAACCAAACUGCAACGGAAGAGCAAUAGAUAACAAAAGAAAAAAAAUCUGUUUUUCUUUGCAUUAUAUAUACUUCCUAAGCACCUACUAGAUACUUUAAAUAUAGUCAAACUUAACAACUGACUUAGAGCAGUUACUGAGGAGGGACAGCUGUUCUUAUCUCUCUGACAAGCUUACAACUUUGAGUAUCCCCAUCUGACCUUAUGGCAUGAGGUACUGGAUCUGAGCCAAGUAAAUGGCAUUUACAGCACAGCUGAUCUGCCUGCUCUAGUUACCAGGGAGUGAAGGAUAAGAAGUUAGCAAAAGAUGUGCCGAUGAUCUCCAAGCUGAAGAGCAAGGG
Meleagris gallopavo (turkey) is the source of this 2650-nucleotide messenger RNA. The record is from RefSeq and is a predicted model, not a curated record. Lineage: Eukaryota; Metazoa; Chordata; Aves; Galliformes; Phasianidae.